AUGCAGCCAGGAGUGGGCAAUGCAGUGCUGAAAGCAGCACUGACAACAGGCGCCCUGUCGCUAGCUGGAGACAUUCUGGCCCAGUCUUUCGCACACCACCAUGGGACGGGAGUGCCUGGGCAGAGCAAAGGGAUUGAUGCGGUGAGGGCUGCCCGCAUGGGCAGCUUUGGCUUUGCUUUCUAUGGCCCCUACCAGCACUAUUGGUACAAGCACCUCGAUAAAUUGUUCCCCACAAAGAGCGUGCCGCACUUUGCCUCCAAGGUCUUCUUGAACCAAGCUGCCCUCGGCCCUGUGGUGUUGAGCGCUGUGCUGCUGUGGAACUUUGCAUUCACCAAGCAGCUGGAGAAGCUGCCGGAGAAAGUCAAGCGCGAUUUUGUGCCAACCCUCAUCAACGGGUGGAAGUUUUGGGUGCCAGCGUCCAUGGUCAAUUUCUACCUGGUGCCACUGCAAUACCGGGUCCUCUACAUGUCCACCUGUGGCCUCUUCUGGACCGGCUAUUUAUCCUACACAUCUAACUGA
Messenger RNA from Coccomyxa subellipsoidea C-169, 519 nucleotides. RefSeq lists its product as hypothetical. Lineage: Eukaryota; Viridiplantae; Chlorophyta; Trebouxiophyceae; Coccomyxaceae. The transcript has 5 exons. Gene Ontology annotation, cellular component: membrane; cytoplasm. The record is from RefSeq and is a predicted model, not a curated record. Bases 1 to 519 code for a protein of 172 amino acids.